UUGCCCCCAUCGAAAUAACAUCUGGAUGAUGUCAGAAAAAUAAAAAAUCGAAAUAGCAUCUGGAGCGCCGCUCCCUGCCUCCGCACCUCCAGUCCAGCGAAACGGCGGCCGGCGAUCGAGGCGCGGCUUCCUUUCCUGGCGCACGGCCAUCCCCCCAUCCGCUCUCCACUCCGGGAACGGCACAGUGGCAGGAAACAAUCUGAAUCAAGGCAAGGAUUUUUGUCGUGAUGUCCUUCCUGAGACUGUUACCUCAAAGGUUGCCCCAGUUUGUUAGUCAGGUGGAGCGAGAUGUUGAGACUGUAAUCAAUGUUCUGCAGCCAGGUCCAACAGGAAUCGUGGAGCAUAAAUUCACUGAUGCAGAGAUCCGCGAGGCGAAAGGCACAGUAAGGAGCGCAGUCCAGAACUGGCGAAGGAACUGGAAUUUGGAGAGAAAUCUUGCCACUGGUUCUUUUGGUAAAUCGAAGUAACUCUCUGCAUCAUGACUUGGUGCAGCACCAACACUGAAAAUGAAAGUGUGUCGUGGUUGCAACUGUUGGCCUUGGUGUAGUUGGUAUGUUUUCUCUGUCAGUGGACCCAUGCAAUUGAUGGUGAUAUCCUUCCAUGAUCUAUUAUCAGUGAAAGUACACGUUGUUUUGAGUUUCCUAAAUUGUUCCUCUAACAUCUGAGGUUCUUAGUAAAUUGGUUUAGCCUGGAAAGGACUGCUGAACAUCUCUGUAAAAGAAGGCGGUCAAGUGGUUCAGGGAGCAGUUUGCACCUGUUUAUAUCACAGUUGAAUUCCGUUUUUUGAAAAUGAGUAAGCUGUCUUGCCACUCGGAUGUUGUAGUCCGAACCAGAGAAUAAUUGAUUGA
Messenger RNA from Triticum dicoccoides, 848 nucleotides. RefSeq lists its product as uncharacterized. The record is from RefSeq and is a predicted model, not a curated record. Bases 228 to 467 code for a protein of 79 amino acids. Lineage: Eukaryota; Viridiplantae; Streptophyta; Magnoliopsida; Poales; Poaceae. The transcript has 3 exons.